This is a messenger RNA of Drosophila takahashii, 4479 nucleotides long. RefSeq names its product CRK like proto-oncogene, adaptor protein (gene ckn). Gene Ontology annotation, cellular component: focal adhesion; axon. NCBI's taxonomy places the organism in Eukaryota, Metazoa, Arthropoda, Insecta, Diptera, Drosophilidae. The record is from RefSeq and is a predicted model, not a curated record. Gene Ontology annotation, biological process: cell surface receptor protein tyrosine phosphatase signaling pathway; axonogenesis. Gene Ontology annotation, molecular function: signaling adaptor activity; protein phosphatase binding.
UCCGCCGUUCGGACGUCUGUUGCGGAGUGCUCGAUGUUCGUUAGUUUUGAAACCGAAAUAACACAUUAAUACAAAUAUUUCAACAAGUUAAAGUGCUUAUGAAUACCUGCAAAAAACCGUGGUAAAAAUUAAAAGUUAAAUUUAAAAACAAACUCGAGUAAUUACUACGAAAGAAAAUGGCGGCUCAGCAAACAAUAAAGAGCAGUCGCGACAGCAACAACAACUGAGCAAGAAAUUCAGCUUAAAAGAAACCAACGAAGGAAAAAACCGUCAACAUUUUCGUCUGCCUGAAAUUAAUCUGGUUUUUAUGUUUUACUCGCGCGUCGCAGACAUAAAAUAAAGACAACAACAAACAGUGAGUUUUGGUGUAUGUGUGCGUUUUAUGCCGUUUGUUUGUCUCCUGUUUUUGUGGAAAAGGCCAUAAAAAACGUGAAAUUCAUUAAGCUACAAAAGCAACAAUUACGAGCGUUUUACAUUGUUUACAUUUUGUGUGCCAGCUUUUCGUUACGCUUGUGAUUUAUGCGAUUUGUUGACAGAAAGGCGAAGGGGCGGCGAUACCUCAGACAUAGCCUGGAAAAACUAAUUUCUACUAAUUAAGAGUCGGCGAAGAUACGGCCCCGGCGGCCAGUAGAGGCCCAUAAUAAUCAUGCAUCGUUCGCUGAAGCCGCAUGCAUCUACCGCACAGGCUAAGAAGGUGCAACCGCCCACGAUACCAGGGGAUUCGCCGCAGGACUCGCACCAUUAUCAGCAGCCGCAGCAGCACCACCACCAUCACCACCCGCACCACCAGCCGCUGAUACCGCUCUACCGGCUGAGCGGACCGCUGCGCCAUCACCAGAACCACCAGGCGGACGAUGGGAUCAGCAUGAGCGGCAGCAGCAUCGUUUCGUCGCCCUCGCUGGAGGAGGGUGGCUUCAAUUUGCCCCGGGAGACGAGUGUGGCCCUGCGUCUCAAGGAUGAAGUGGGUGGCCCGGCGGUAGCCCCUUCAACUGGCGGAGGAGGAGGAGGUGCGCCGGUGGUAGGGGCACCGCCUCCAGGAGCUGGAAAGCCAGGAGUUGCCAUGGUCCCGCCACCACCCGUUUUCUGUGCCACUCUGCGCGAACCGCUGACCCACAAGGCGGCCGUCUACUACCACCAGCAGCUGGCUUUGCAGGAGGAUCAGGGCAUCGAUCUGACCCAAUCGCCUGGCCGAGAUUCCCCGGGCUCCUCCUCGGGGUCCGCCGGCUCGGGAUCUCGUCACAGCACCGCCAGCUUGGACUCGGGACGGGCUUCCUCCUACCUGACGGGGGUGUCCUCGUCGGGCGCCUCCAUUCGGGCACCGCUCUCCUCGCCGCGCUGCAGUUCCGUGAGUUCCUGCUCAAUUGGCAGCGUGGAUCGGCAGCGGAACGAUGAGCUCAUCAUCGACUGGCUGCUGGAGAUGAAGCACGAGGAGUACGCCCAGCUGUUCAUCGCCGCGGGCUACGAUCUGCCCACUAUUGCACGCAUGACGCCGGAGGAUCUCACCGCCAUUGGCAUCAAGAAUCCGCAUCAUCGAGAGCGGAUCAAGCAGCGGAUCGACAAGCUGCAGGUGCUCGACAAUUUGCCACAUUUUGUGCCGGGAUCAAUAGAGGAAUGGCUGCAGCUGUUGCGUCUGGAGGAGUAUAUUCAGCCGUUACUGGAGCAGAACUACAAGACGGUGCGCGACGUAACCCAAGUGACUUGGGAGGAUCUCGAGGACAUUGGCAUUGUCAAGUUGGGCCACCAGAAGAAAAUACUGCUGGCCAUCAAGCGGGUGAAGGACAUCAUUAGCGGAAAGUGGAAUCCAGGCGGCGCCAAUGCCUACCAACAGCAGGAGUAUCCUCGGAAGCCCUGGCAAUUCAUUGUGCCCAUACCCAGUACGCCAUCCUAUGUGCCAACCACUCGCGUCUCAUGGGACGACACGAAAAUCUACGCCACCAGCAGCGUGCUGAAUGCCACUGCCCCACCCGGGAGCAGCUGCCUCAACAGCAGCCUCACCAAUGGAGACGCCUACUACUGCACCGGCAGCAACCACGAGUGUUGCUCGGGCAACGAUGUGGUGCUCAUUAAGGUGCGUCAGCCGCGUGGCAAGAGCCUGGAAUCGUUGGAGGACAUCCACGACAACAGCACGCGCAGCCAUCUGACCUUCAGCCAUUACACGACCACGGACUACGGCCACUUUGGGCCGCCCACAACGGCGGCUGCUGCGGCGGCGAUGGCCGCGGCUGCAACACUCCAGCAACAGCAGCAUCACCACCAGCAGCUGCUCCACCAGCAACAGCAGCAAGCUGCUGCCGCCCGUCUUCUGGGCAGCAAUCCGCCGGGCAUUGGAUGGCGGCGGUCCUACGACGAUGGCGACAUCACACCCACCAACGAUGCCACAAGGGAGCUGCUCUACGAGCAGGAGGGCGGCGGCACGCUUCCACGCCAGCAGCGAGGCAUCCUGCAGCGAGCGGUGCUAAACACGAUGCCGCCGCUGGAGCACCACCACUACAUGAAUGCUGCAGCGGCGGCGGAGUACGGAGCGGCCAGCGGAGUGGAGGGAGGAGCGAAUUAUUUGAGCGGCAGUCCAUUGACGGGAAAAAAGAUAGCUCCCGAGCCACCUAGACGCCACUGCAGCAUACGCAACUCCCGCACGCUGAGCGGAGAGGGAGUGCCGUCGGGGUCGGUUGCGCAGGCGCAUCAACAGGCAGCCCAACAGCAGCAACAGGCGCAGCAUAUGUUCUACGGCCACACGGCGCAGCACUGGCAGCAGCAGCAGGCGGGAGCGGGUAGUGGUCAGCAGCCCAUCUACGCUAACUAUGCCACCAUUCAGCAGACGACGGCGGAGAUACACUGCGAGAAAUAUCACGACAAUAAGUCGACUUCCAGCAUCGAUUCCAUUGAUACGAUACCGUUUGCCAACGAGAACACAGGGACGAUCAAGCAGCGGCUGCUCAACCGUCAGGAACUGCAGGGCGGUGGAGCCGGCGGCAACAAUGCUCCUGGCGGCGGCCAUCCCGCCCACCUGCACUCAUCCAGCUCGAGCUCCAGCUCCUCCUCCACGAACACCAUUGCAAACAUAGCGCACUCUUUCCAUUCGCUGAAAUCUUCCAGUUCGCUGCACGAUGCCACCCUGGCGCGGAGCGAAAGCAUGGGCAGCACGGCCAGCGGUGGAAGUGCCUUGCACCUGCGGUCACCUACUUUGGAUAUGUCUAAUCCUGGAGGAUCAGCGGUGGAGCCAAUAAGUUCGCCGGAGUCAACUGUUCCAGCUGUGGCCAUAAACACAGGAGUUCCACCAAAAGUUUCGGUGAACGUUCUUAACGACAUUGGCAAUAUGCUGGCCAAUCUCACGGACGAAUUGGACGCUAUGCUGGAGGAAGAGAAGCGAGUGGGCCUCAAUAUAGACAGUGAAUAAAUCUCCAAUCAAACAACAAAUCGUAGUGUAGCUGAAUUUUCCGGUAGAACGUGUGGUGUAUCUUGUAAUGUUUUGUGUACUUUAACUUAGUUAAGUUCAACUUGUUUUUGUAUUUUUUAUUCGAAAUGCAUAGGAGGAAGCAUUCGUGUUUAGUUGUAUUCUUUAUCGUUUCGAUUUACACAUUGUGUAGUAAAAAGUAAACUAAAACUGAAAAGCUUUCGACGAACCAUGUAUACUUUUGUACUUUUCCUAAAACUCUCUCGUCCCAUUCCCAAAAAAAAGGUGUUAACGAUACAAAAUGAAAAUAUCCAAGUAAACGAAGAAUGGUAAAGGAAGCGCAACAUGCAUAUAUGCAAAACUUGCAUAGUUAUUAUAUAGCAUAAAAUAUAUAUAAUUCUAUAAAUAAAUAAAUAUUUAAACGAAAUCAUUAAUAUGGACAAGUAUUUAGUGGUUUGAUACUAUACGACAGGAAAGCAAGAAACGAACCAUACGGCACACUCUUAAACACACACAAUACAGAUCAAGACAAGAACUACUAUUUAGAGAUCCCCUUCAGACAAUUUAAAAUUGCAUUUAUAAAUAUUAGUUCUUUAUUUCUUUUUAAAGUUUUUUUGAAUCAGCCUGCACAGACAUUUUUCUGUUUAUUACGAUUACAACUGAAAUCAAACUAUGUGAAAUGAAUGUAUAAUUAAGUGUUAUUCCAUACAAAGUAAAAAGAUGAAUUAUAUAAAAUAUAAAUCUUAUUAGCGUUACAUUAAGAAAGCAAGAUUAGAAAGUGGAGAGCAAAUCCAUCUUUAUAAAUUAUGUUUAAUCGGGCAUUGAUGCUGAAUAACGUUUAGAAUUCCUUGGUAUACACUUCAAUUGCCUUCUUCUUUAUAAUUUACGUAAAUAAAAAUCAUUUAGUAAAAAUUUUGAUUUUGAGAGCAUUUUUCGUUUCCUGUUAAUUGCGCUCAGUUAAAAAUUUGUUUGGUGCGCAUAUCAUUAGAGGAAAUUUGAGUAUUCGAUUUAUAAAGGAAACGUAAAAUAAAUAAAUACAAAUAAAAUCACAAACAUGUAAAGCACAUAAAGGGCAAAACAAAAAUUAU